Symbiodinium necroappetens is the source of this 219-nucleotide messenger RNA. NCBI's taxonomy places the organism in Eukaryota, Dinophyceae, Suessiales, Symbiodiniaceae. The record is from the annotation of a GenBank genome assembly.
AUGGAACCCCGAGCCCGCCCUCAUUGGAUCCCGACCUCGGCUCUCGGCUGUCGUCCGAGAGGAGUUGCAGUGGCAAGCGACGAGCGCCGAAGCCUUGCGAACACGAUUGACCGACGUCCUCCGGGCAACUUCGGCAGAGGAGCGCCGGGGGCAAGAAGCCUUUGCGGAGGAAGCCCGUCGAAGCAGCUCCCUGCAGGACCUGCUCCAGCGGUGGGCUAA